This is a messenger RNA of Styela clava, 1846 nucleotides long. NCBI's taxonomy places the organism in Eukaryota, Metazoa, Chordata, Ascidiacea, Stolidobranchia, Styelidae. The record is from RefSeq and is a predicted model, not a curated record.
UAAUAGGUAGAUUUAAUCUUUGAUAAGAUCUUUAAAAUGGAAGAUUCAUCUGGGUUUGAAUGUGAGAUCUGCUCUAAAGAAUUCAGCUCUAAUAAAAAAUUGAAAGCACACACAAGACUUCAUGUUGUACCCCGGGCUUACCCAUGUGUUGUGUGUGGGGAAAUAUUCAUUGAUAUGGUUCUUUUACAACAUCAUAUGUUAACACAUACAGGAAAGGAGAGCCAUAAAUGCAAUGUUUGCCAAAAGUUAUUCUCUCGUAAAACAACAUUACAAAUCCAUAUGCGAUUACAUGAUUGCAAUACUAGUAAAUACGAAUGCAUGGAAUGUGGUAAAGCAAAUGGUACAAAAUAUGAUUUAGAAUGCCAUAUGAGAACACAUACUGGCGAACGACCUUUUGUAUGCGAAAUUUGUGAGCCAUCGGUCAGCUUUGCGACGAAAUCAAGUUUACAUCGACAUACGAGAAGGCAUUCUGGAUAUCAGCCAUAUUCAUGUAAAGCAUGUGACAAAUCUUUUGCUCGCAAGGAUCAAUAUACAAGACAUAUUGGAAAACAUCUUCAAUACCAUUGUCAAAUAUGUGAUAAAUAUUACUCAACUUAUCAAAAAUUCUCCCAGCAUAGAGCAUGGUGUAUAGUGCCUAUGACACCUACAAGUCUAUUCGAAGAUGAAAACCUUACUACAAGUCAUUUAGAUUUAACUAGCACGGAACAAUUCACUUUUCCAUUACCAGAAUCUGAUAGUCAAGCAAAGACAUUGUCGUCUGAUAAUAUUGCUACCAUAAGUGAAUCAGAUUCACAAACUCAAGCAAAGGAAUUUAACUCAGAUAUUACUGAAGAUAAAAAAACUAUUGUAAUACAUAUUUCAUUAGACAGUGAUGAUUAAUAAAAUGGUGGCCUGCUGUGACUUUAUUUCUUUACUCGGAUAAUUGGACAUGAAUUGAAUUAUUUUUGCAAAACAUGAGAUUCUUUGAGAAAUUGAAUUUUGAUAACAAAACGAGGUCAAGCCUUCUUAAAUUGUCUCCAAACAAUUCUAUAUUUUGACUUGGACUCCCAUCCCUGGGGAGUUUAAUAAUAUGACUGUGGCUUAAAUAUCAUUAGAAACAUGGCUAACUCUUAACACCACAACCGCGAUAGUAGUAUUGUUUUCUAUAUGUCAACUCUGUUUUCAAGACUUUAUUUAUGAAUAAAUUUUAAAUCCUUGUUUUAGAUUCUUCUUAUAGUUCUAACUUAUCAAUCAUAUUUGUUAGCAGAACAAGAUGGUGAAAGAACCGAAACAUGGCAACCCUGGGUCAAGUAUGGUGCAAUACAACCUUAUGGCAAUGCGGCAGAACUUUGGAAUAGCGGAAUAUUGCAGAACUGGAGUAUCUGCCCUUGGCGGAGUGACCGCAGGGAUUCUAGGAUUGACCGGACUUUAUGGAUUCGCGUUUUAUGUUAUUUGUGCUUUAUCGCUAUUUAUAGGAAUACUCAUCAAAGCUGGAUUCGGUUCGUCACACAAAUAUUUCUUGUCUAGAAAGUCUGUUCUGUUAACGGGACAAUUUGGUGCUCUGUUUACUUAUAUUUUAUUCUGGACAUUUUUAUAUGGAAUGGUUCAUGUGUAUUGAUGAAUACAAGAUUCAUGAUUUAUUGGACACUAAGUGGCUCAGUGGUUGCUAAAUUAUUGUUGUUGUUGGGAACUUCAUUGAUAAUGGAAGAAGGAUACUGACUUUUUUCAAAUUAUUUUGUUCCAAUCGGUCAGCAAUAUUAUGGAGACCGCGAAUGUAUUGCUCUUCUUUUUGAUGAAGACUUAACUAUAGAUUGAAUAUGAUUGAUUCUGAAACACAAUUUAUAUAAAAUGUGUUUGUAUUUUUCUG